ACUUCGAAUAUUUUUUUUUCAUGAGGGUAACUCUGUCACGGUAAAGGUAUUUUCGUAGUUUUUGGAAAUACAGGUUCGUUUUGGUAAAUCGAGUUAGGGAGAGCCUGCUCCGUCCAACUACGAAAACCUUCGAUCUAGAUUCUAGUAUUCAAGGAGUCCGCCACGCUGAAGGACGAGGACGACGUGAUACUGUCUAGGGUGACAUUAGGAACUGGAUAUCAGAGAGAGAGAGAGAGAGAGAGGAUCCAGACACCAAUCUCAGAGAGGAAGUUGGAAUUUGUUUACAUAAUAUUACAAUUGAAGGAAGCAUGAAGGGUAAUGAACCAAAGAUGCCAAGAAUGGAGGAUAUUCUUAGCCUUCCAGUGCAAGAUCCUCCUUGUGCAGAGUUUUCUGCAGCUCAUAUAAACUGGGUAAAAGUUGAGGGCGGUCGCCAGGGUGGUGAUGACAUUGCCCUAAUCCCCUUCUCUAGAGUUGAUGAUUUCGUAAAAGGUGAAUCUACCAAUGCAGAAUGCCCUGCUAACUUCCGUAUUGAGUCAAGAAGAAAGCGACCCGAAGGGAGUGUUAGUAAGCCAAGGGUUGAUGGUUAUCUUGAAUAUACACUAUAUUGGUGUUCAUAUGGUCCUGAAGACUACCGAGAUAGUGAGUCUGGUGUUGGUGAUGGCUCAAACAGUAAACCAACAUCAGGGAAAGGUAGUAGGCCUGGAAGACGUCACAUGAUGAGAGGAUGCCUUUGCCACUUCACUGUGAAGCGCUUAUAUACUCGUCCUCUCCUUGCACUUAUCAUCUAUAAUCAGCGAAAUCAUGUGGAUAAGACAGGGGCUCCUUGUCAUGGGAUACUUGAUAGAGAUGCUGUGGGAACUAGAGCUAUGUAUGCUCCUCGGAUCUCAGAGGAAUUACGUCAAAAAGUGAUGUCUAUGCUUUAUGUUGGAAUAUCAUUGGAUAAUAUUAUUCAGCAUCACAUUGAGGAAGUAGAAAGGCAUGGUGGGCCCUGCAACCGUGAUGAUUUUCUCACUCGGAAUGAUGUUCGCAACAUGGACAGGGUGAUCCGACAUUCCACAUAUCAGUUACAUGCAAAUGAUAUAUGUAGUAUACGUAUGUGGGUGCAACGCCACCAGAAAAAUGUGUUCUUCUUCCAAGAUUCAUCACCUACAGAAUCAUUUAUUCUGGGUAUACAGACAGAAUGGCAGUUGCAGCAGAUGCUACGUUAUGGCCAUGAUAGUUCUGUAGCCUCUCAUUCGAAUUUUGGCUUGAAGAAACUCAGGUACCCGUUGUGCACCUUAUUAGUUUUUGACUCAUGCCAGAAUGCAAUUCCAGUCGCAUGGGUUAUCACAUCCAAUUCUGAUGGUCAAGAUGUCCAUAAGUGGAUGGGAUCCCUUGUUGAAAGAAUCAGAGCCAAGGACCCAAGGUGGAGACCCAAUGCCUUUCUGCUGGAUGAUCCAUCUUUCAAAGCUCUUACUGUCAGAGAAGCCUUCCAGUGCAGAGUUCUCUUGUGCCUUUGGCAUGUUCGCCGUUCCUGGAUAAGAAGCCUACUGAAGAAGUGCUACAAUUUUGAUGUGCAGAGAGAGAUGUUCAAGUACCUGGGCCGGGUUUUAUAUUGCAUGAGGACCAUGGAUGCAAUAGAAGAAUUUAUGCAAAUUUUUGUUGAUCAAUGUGCAUUCAUGGAUUAUUUUAGGGCUCGCUGGCUGCCAAGCUUAGAGUUGUGGGUGAAUGGCAUGAGGACUCUCCCAGUUUCAAAUCAAGAGCCACAUGCUGCACUCGAGUCCUAUCACUUAAGGUUGAAAUCCAAACUGUUUAAUGAGUUACAAGCUGCUUCCUGGCUAAGAGUUGAUUGGCUGGUUCAUACCUUGACCACCGAGUUCCAUUCCUUGUACUGGUUUGAGCAAUACACUGAAGAAACUGGGUAUUUUAGAAAUCUGAGGGAGGGGUCCUUUUCAAACAACUCCUGGUACCGGGCAUUACUCAUUCCUGAUGACGAUGUAAUCAUGGAUGAGGAAGAUCUACGGAUUGUGAAGGUUUUCUCCCUAUCAGACAGGGGCCUGGCAUAUACCAUCUGGAAUCCCGGGUCAGAAUUUGCACUUUGUGAUUGCCCCUGGUCAAGGUUGGGCAAUCUUUGUAAGCAUGUAAUCAAGGUGGGCAUCCUGUGUAGAAACCGUCAUGUUGCAAGGCCUUCAUUGGCUGCUCAGACUUAUCGACAGGCAUUGCUUAGCCUUCUGCAGAACCUUCCUGAUGAUCCUAUAGUUCUUGACCAUGCCAUCUUGCAUGUUACCCGCAUGCAGCAGGAUAUCAAAGGCUUGGAGGACUUAUCUAAUAGUGGCCUGCUCCAGCCAUUAACUCCUGUUGAGGCAAAUUCUCAAAUUGCAGAUAGCAUUCUACCUUUGCCACAGCUUCAUUGAUUGGAUGGUUGGAGGGUUUUGAUAUUGUUGUUUGGACUACCAUAUUAAUUUGAUCUGUAAAAAUCUGAUGAGGCUGUUAUAAAUGUUCCAUUUUAGUUGCUGAUCAUUGAGGGUUUGCUGAUUUGGAUUCUUGAAAAGCGUCUCUCAAGAAUGAUAGCAGUGGUUUCCAUUUCAUUUGUUAUCCAGGAAUCAAACUUGAAAUGGGAGACAGAACCUGCACUAGUCAUUAACCACAAGUUUGGAGGGAGUACCCUAAACAUUGACAUUUGACAGCGUAUUCUUAUUUGGGAAGUAUUUGAAACAGGUAAUGCUAACCACUUACAUUUCGUUGAUUACAUGCAAAGUUUGCUUUCUUAUUUGUUAAAAACGUAGAAAAAACAACACUGAGCAUGUGAAAGUAUGAUGACAUCAUCUAUAAUAAAGUUCAUUGGUUUGGAAUCAAAGAAUUGUUUUUACAUCUUUCCUUCAUCCUAUAGCCUUCUUCCUAGACACAAUUACCUGAAAAGGGGAGGUUCUUUCUUUUUUGCUCGCUUUUCCUCUUUUUCCUAUUCUGGCUGUUUUUGUUAUUAAAAGGAGGUGCCUGGGAACUAUGGAGAAGAAUGAGGAGAAAAACAAACGUGAAAGGAAGGGAGGUUAGUAUCUUCAUUUUUCUAAGUUUUUUCUUACACUGUAAAAUGCUUCCAAUGCCAACUCCUUGCAGAAGAAUCAGCUAGUGCAUCAUUCAGGCAUUCCCUUCUUUUCAUGUAAGUUUUUGGUGCCACGGAUCAAAAGGAAGGAAAAAAAAGGAUGCUUCUGGUGCCUUACAGGAAAGGAAAAAGCAAGAACAGAACAAAUUUUCACUUGAUGAAUGUACAUGUUCUUUGGAAUUGUUUGAGGUCCGAGGGAUUCAAGUUGCCCAUAUCAACUCCCGAAGCUUUAGGUGAUAUCUUACAAGCAUUAGUUGAUCUUCAAAUGUGGCUCUCUGCUGGUUCUGCAGCUGGUGAGCUUGUUUGCAGAACAAUAUCCACUGUGGGUCGAUUCACCAAUGGUUUGCUUAUUAUUAUUCUUGGUAAUUUUGUUGACUUGUUUUUUCUUUUAAGGAGUAACCUAUACAUUUCUUCUCUUAGAAUGGUGUGUAUUGCACAGAACAAGUGGGGUUAUGUUUUUUUCCUAUCCAAACUAUAUGGAUAUGGUAUUCAAGAUGUCUAUGUAAACUAUACCCUGUAUACUAAGAAAUCGAAUCAAAGAGGAGAGAUUAUUUCA
Nelumbo nucifera (sacred lotus) is the source of this 3635-nucleotide messenger RNA. NCBI's taxonomy places the organism in Eukaryota, Viridiplantae, Streptophyta, Magnoliopsida, Proteales, Nelumbonaceae. The record is from RefSeq and is a predicted model, not a curated record.